Drosophila serrata is the source of this 919-nucleotide messenger RNA. It is a transcript of the gene mtrm, whose product is annotated as matrimony. Gene Ontology annotation, molecular function: protein binding. NCBI's taxonomy places the organism in Eukaryota, Metazoa, Arthropoda, Insecta, Diptera, Drosophilidae. The record is from RefSeq and is a predicted model, not a curated record.
UGGCCGCCAUUUGCCAACUAGAAAUUGUCGAGAACGCAUCGUUUUUAGAAUUAAGAAAUACGAAAAUUAAAUUAAAUAAAAUGGAGCACUGCCGUACUCCGACCAACAAGAAAAACUACACCUUCAAUCGCACUCCAACGAUGAAGGAGCGGCGGUGGAACACCCUGAACGUGAGCAACACCAGCGUUCGCUGCUCCACGCCCAUCUUUGGGGACUUCCGAUCGCCCAAUCUCUCGCCGAUCGAGGGCAUGGGUCCGAAGAAAAGUCCCGUGUCACCCAUGCGCUUUGAAGCAUUCAAGAAGCCGCCAAUGAAGUUGGAUAUACAUCAGCCGCAAAAGCACCACAAUAAGAUCAUAAAUCGCACGGAGCUAAAGCCUCCGAUUUUCGUACUGCCCCAGCCGCAGGAAGAGAUUAUGGAGCAUAAACAAUGGGAAUCGGAACGUGAAAAGGAGAUGAAGAGCAAUAGCAGCAGCAGCCCGGAUACCUGUUCAGAUGACUCCAAUUUGGAGACCUCCCUAACCGUGGAGUCACGCCGCCGCUCCAUUACAGCCUCCAAUCACUCGUAUGUGGUGAAUCAUGCCCGAAAUGUGGAGCAGGUACUUGUGCACAUUGGUCUGGAGAACUAUGUCCGUCACUUUGAGAAGGCUCACAUUGAUUUGGUGACCCUGGCCUCCAUGGGACGCGAGGAUCUGGCCAAAAUUGGCCUCAACGCCGAUGAGGAUUGCAAUCGCAUUAUGGAUGCCAUCAAUGCUCUUUAAGUCUUUUUGAUAUAUAUUUUGAAAUGUGUUUUAUGUGAAGAAAGUUUAUGCUAUGUUGGAUCUCGAGGAUUAAUAAUAGGAUUAUGAGAAAAUGUUUGUGAACGACCUGGUGUCUGCAUAUUAUAUUUUGUUAGUUUAAGAAUAAAUGUAUACCCAAAGAA